ACGGAUCCCAACCUUGACAACUUUGCUUAACUUGAAUGCUUUUUAAAAUGACAGAAUCGUUUUCUGGUUUUUGAAGUGGUGUAAUGCAUGCGGUGGAGUCGAUGAUUGUCUCUCCAAGAUACUCGAAAAACAUCUCAAAUGAAAGUGAACUGUAUUUGAAUUCGAGUUAUCAAAGAAACAAAUAUCCUGCGAUCUCUAAAUGUCGUGACCAAUAUUAUAAUGGUGUAUACACAGAUAGAGUUAACUAUAUUUCUUGUUCUCCUCGUCAGAGGAACAACAGAGACCUAAGUCGCCCAAAUGUGAUUGGAAUAACUCGUCGCAGCACACAGAUAUGUGACGACUCAUCCUUAUUAUGCAAUCCUCGGAGUUUUUUUAACCCAGACUUACCUCUUCCAGGUAGCCAUCCACAAAGAGGAAAUUCUUUUAACUAUUCCCAGAAUAUUGGAGUUUACCCGUCAUCUGGAAGGUUAAGAAUAUCAAACCAAGCAUCCAAAACUUAUUUAAGUUCUUCAGUUUUAAAUUUGAGCAAUGGAACGAGUAACAGAUCACUUCGCCAUUUGCGUAAAUCUCCGGAUAAACAUUCACUUUCAACCCGGUACUCUUACUUUACAAACAAAUCGCCAAAAGCUGGUAAUGAUUUCAAGUCUUUUAUGUAUAUGAAUAACAUCGAGAGGGAUCAAGAUAUUCAAAGACAAUGUCUAUUUGGAAGUGUCAAACCUCGCGACUGUAGAAUGGAAUACGAUCUUUUAUCAUCACAGCCUUCAGAAACAAAACAGUACACAUUUUCCUCGGAAUCAGCGAAGAGAGGAAGUUUGAUAGCAGAGAAUAAAAGGGAAGGUAAUGUGAAUAGUUUUAACCUCGCUGAUGAUAAUUAUUCUUCCAUUAUCCAUGUUCGACCUCAUCAUGCGAGAAAAACGGUUGAUAUGAAACAGAAUGGCGAAACCAAUGAAGAUUCUCCGCAUAAGCGCCUGUCGAAAUGUCUUCAGUCAAAACGUGAGACAUCUUAUGACGGCUCUUGUUGUAUGUCAGGUACCCUCGCUGUCACCUUGUAUGGAUCAAAACUCACUGAAUUUGAACGUAAUGAAAUACAAGACUAUCCUGAGGUAUAUUUUCUGGGGCUUAAUGCUUCUAAGAGAAAUCCACAUGUGACUCCUAUCAGUGAUGUCUUAUACAAAAGAAGUAGCAUUAUUUCGACCGGUACUGUGACUGGGUUCGACGAUGCACAAAGCAGUUAUAUUCUUGUUCCUAAUGAUCAUUUGGCUUAUCGAUAUGAAAUCCUCAAACCUCUGGGCAAAGGCAGCUUCGGUCAUGUUGUUCAUGCAAUUGACCAUUGUACAAAGAAGCAGGUUGCAAUAAAAAUUGUCAAGAGUGAAGCCAGAUUUACGAGACAAGCCGUUGAAGAGAUUCGCAUCCUCAAGGCCCUCAAUGGGCAACAAAAUGAUGGGGAGUUUAAUGUUGUGCAAUUAGUUGAUCAUUUUGUAUUUCGAGGUCAUAUGUGCAUGGUGUUCGAAUUGCUUUACAUAAAUUUGUAUGAACUUAUUUGUCGAAACAACUUUAAAGGAUUCUCUCAGUCUCUGGUGCGGAAACUUACUUACGGUAUACUCUGCUGUCUAGAAUUGCUAUAUCGGAAUAAAGUGAUACAUUGUGAUUUGAAACCAGAGAAUAUUUUAUUACGACGUCCAGGAAAAAGUAAAAUCAAAGUGAUUGAUUUCGGAUCGAGUUGUUAUACUAACGAAUGUCCAUACAAUUACAUACAAUCACGUUUUUAUCGUGCACCUGAAAUUAUUCUUGGCUUACCAUAUGGUACACCGAUUGAUAUGUGGAGUUUAGGAUGUAUUCUAGCAGAAUUUAUUACUGGAGAACCAUUAUUCCCAGGUGAAGAUGCAUUCGACCAGUUGGCUUGUAUUAUGGAGAUUUUAGGUGUACCACCAGUGCAAAUGAUUAAAAAAGGCAGUCAAAGUCAUCAUUAUUUCAAUAGUAAUGGACAACCUUUAUAUAUAAUUGAUCAACAAAACCAAGCUUAUGUUAACAAUGAACGAUCAGAUCAUAAAACAAAAGAAGCAAUGACCAAUCUUAAAAAAUCUUUAAAUCUUCAACCAGCUAAACAUAAACGUUCUGGUAGUAAAAAACGUCAUCGUUUAAGAAAUUCACCCGGUUCCAUGACUUUAGUUGAUGCAUUAACUAAUCCGAAAAAUUCUUCUGUUUGUCUACCAACAAAUGAUCAAACAAAUCAUCAAACAAACGUUGGAAAUAAAAUUCCACAACCAUUAGAUCCGGAUAUGAUAGAUUUUUUGGAAGGUUGUUUAAAAUGGAAUCCAGAUGAAAGAAUGAAUCCAAUUGAAGCACUCGAUCAUCCAUGGAUUAAGAAAAUGUCAUUGCAAAGUUGCGGCAGAACUAAUAGUUUUCUAACAACAUUUAAUUCUAAUGGCAAUACAGAGUCUAGUUAUUUUUACAAUAAUGAUAAUAGUAGUAGUAGUAAUAUGUUUACGAAUGGAACAACAAAACCCGUAUCUGAUACAGAAUUUGUAGCCAAUAUUUUAGGUGUACGUACACGAAAACCAGAUUCUAGUUUAUUGCGUAUUUCUAGGAAAUCGGAAGCUCACAGCGCAAUACCUGAUGAUACGAUGAGCCUGAAUGAAUCCUAUCGUCGGUAUUCCUACGACCACAAUAAUAGUAGACUAUCAAAUUUCUUUGAACGAUCAGCAGCAUAUACUUCUAAUUCGAAAUCUCACAAAGAACUCUCUUUAGAUGCACUAAGUCAUCGAGCCACAGAAAAUUACUUCACCACAAAACAAUAUCGGAGUUUUUUAAACAACGGUCACAGUAAUGGUAAUCAAAACAACAACAGUAAAGAGGAACAUUAUGAUCACAGUGUUUCUCCUCAAAGUGACAUUGAUAAUCGUCGAAGUCGUAAUCACCAUCGUACUCGUCGACAGAGUAUUAAUACACACUCUGAUCUUGUUCAAGAACCAGAAGAUAAUCGCAGUCAUUCAGUAUCAAAUCAAGUCUCAUUAGAACAUAAUUAUACUACCAGUGAGGAAAUGCCAUCAUUGACUAUUUCGAGUUAUCAUAAAACAAGCAAAGAAGAUAGUGAUCACAUUGAAGUAAGCAUUCAUGAUAGAGAACAAAGCAGUCGGAAUUCUGGACAUUAUGACAAUGCCAGUAAUCUUAAUGGUAACUCAAAGAUAAUAAUGUAUAAUGAAGAGAAAAUCAUAUUAGUCCCAAAUUCAAUCACGGGUGAACAUGAUAUAUAGUCUACUACAAUAUGAACUAAUAUUUAUUUUUCCCUUUUUUAUGUAUCUUAAAAGGUCAAACAGGAGACCAAUGACUAAUAGAGAAGGAAGAUGAACGCCUGUUUACAUUUUUCAGAAAUAUGCCCAAACUUAUUUUAUAACCUGUUCUCAUGCGUAAUGACGACUGACAGACAAUUGAUUUCAACUUAUUUUUUAUUUAACUGAGUGAAUAUCACUAAUUUUUGGUAACUAUUUUAUUCAUUAAACCUCCUAUCACCUUGUAUGCUCCUCCUCCCAAAACCUCCUUCCUGUCACGAUGACAUACACACACACACACACUGCCAACAACAUGCUACCUGCACUUACGGGCUGAACUAUCUAUCCACUUCGGGAAUUUACGAUUGAACACCUUUUUUUGUCUUCAAUUCUUCUUACAGACUAAGACGGAGUCGAUUAAUCCAUAUCAAGUCUUUCUUGGUUAUGUACAAUUCAAAAGUAUUAGGCUAAAAAUAAAUUAGACAGUAAAAGUUACUUCUUCAACUUUUACUCUUUCAUGAAA
This is a messenger RNA of Schistosoma turkestanicum, 3792 nucleotides long. The record is from the annotation of a GenBank genome assembly. Lineage: Eukaryota; Metazoa; Platyhelminthes; Trematoda; Strigeidida; Schistosomatidae.